Messenger RNA from Tripterygium wilfordii, 831 nucleotides. Its product is annotated as transcription factor JUNGBRUNNEN 1-like. Lineage: Eukaryota; Viridiplantae; Streptophyta; Magnoliopsida; Celastrales; Celastraceae. The coding region runs from base 1 to 831 and encodes 276 amino acids. Gene Ontology annotation, biological process: regulation of DNA-templated transcription. The record is from RefSeq and is a predicted model, not a curated record. The transcript is spliced from 3 exons. Gene Ontology annotation, molecular function: DNA binding.
AUGAGAGAGUUACAAGAAUGCAAUCUAGAAAUCACUUAUUCAAUUACUCGUCGCCAUGAAAGUUUGAGCACAUGUGUUGUUUACCUAUUGAGAAUAUUUGUGGUUGGGAUAGCUCAUAGCAGUGUGACUAGUUUCUUUCAAUUGGUUUCGAUCGUCACCAUGAUAAGAACUCGAAGAGUGCAGAGUUGUUCUCCGUCAGAUGAAGAGUUAAUCAGUCAUUGCCUAUACAACAAACUUCACAACAGGCCUAUUAUUCCAGGUAAUUAUACUGUGAAGGAGUUUGAUCUGUACAGUGAAGAGCCCUGGGACAUAUGGAACAAGAAUGGUGGUCUUGAAUUGGAAACUAAAAACAACAAGGGGUUUCUUUACUUUUUUACCAAGUUGAACAGGAAAACUCCUAAAAGCAAGAGAUUUGAUCGACGGGUAGCUGGGUCCAACGGCGGUGGAUGGGAAGCUGAGGACUCUCCCAAACAGAUUACUGCUAAUAAUUGUAUUGGGUUUAAGAAGAGAUUCCGAUACGAGAAUCUGAAUAAUUCGGAGCAGCACGGUCGAUGGAUCAUGUUCGAAUUCAAUCUUGGACAUCCUGAGGACCUUGUGCUCUGUAGCCUAAAGAAGAAUGUCAAUUCAAAAGCAGGAAGAAAGGGAUGGAAAGAACACAUUGAGCCCCAGCAACCUACUCCUUCCUCAACUACAGCAGACUGCAAUAGCAGAGCAAUAUAUGAUCAAGACUCACUGCAGAAUCAACCAUUGACAAUGUCUACUCCAGCUGGUGCAGACAAAUGUGAUGAUGAUCAAGUGGUUUGCAGUGAUGCAAUAUGGGAGUUUGACUGA